AUGACGGUGCAGGUUUGUUUGCUGGAUUUUCCCUGGGUGCUGGACUACAUCUUGGCGACGAGAUUCAAUUGUUCUCUGCGACAAAUACGGCAUGCGGUGUGCAGCAUCGUGCUUACGCUCCGUACCAUUUUGUCUGCUGCAGUCGAGUUGGGCAUACUCGUUUCUCAAGAUUCCGACUCAGAUGGAGCUGUCUCGGCAAAACCAUUUAUCGACAACAUGAUUCAUGUCAUUCGGGAGUGUCUCAAGAACUUUCCUCUCUGCUUAGACUCCGAAUUCUUCCACUCCUUUCUGGAGCCAUUGCCCAGCCAUCUCAGAUUCCUGUGUGGAAAUUUUCACCCACUGACGCACAUGCAGUUCGAGGACUCUGCCAAGCAAAAGGCGUUCGAAGCACAGACAAAAGCAAUAACUCAGGCUUUGUCUGAGCUGCCGUCACAGUGUUCGAACUUGGAGCUUCACAUGAGCUCUCAAGAGCCAGUCCUCAAGCAGAUACAGCUGAUCAAGGAGCAUCUGCGAGCACCUCUCUGGAUGCUUAUGCACGACUUCCGAAGCCUGCAGGGCGAGGAGAAGCUUCUCGUCGAGGAUGUGCGGCAAGCGGUUCGAGCGACUGCAGAGUUGCAGGCGCGCGAAACAGGCGAGCUCCCGUCCUGGCCGCAGGUGCUGGGUGACACUUUGCUACUCUUGUUGCCGCUUUGGAAGCUGUCAGCUUUGGCAGUUGCCAAGGGCCAGGAAGCCUUGACGCAUUUCGUCGCUGGGCCACCACUGGGUGCCAAUCUCGGAGCUCAGCGCCUUCUCAGACGGCUCAUUGAAGUCUUGUUGAGUGAGAAGGCAGACUUUAUGGACAUCGCUCUCUGGUUUGCAGCUGAACCAUCGUCGGCAGCUUUGCUGACCAGUGGGGAGGCAGUGCAUUUCCUCCUCCCAGAGGCAGCCAACGAUGACGAGUUUGCGAGCUUUCGAAAAGAAGGGCUCAUGCGUACGCAGGACAACCUUGCAUACCUGCAGGGGCAUCUCCUCAGGCUGCCGAAGCAUCUGCGCGUGCAUGUUUCUGCAUACUGGAGAAAGGCCGUGGAGGAGGUCCACCUCUACCUGCAGCUGUACCUGAGAGUCAUUGAGGCUUUCCUCGAGGUGCAAAAAGAGGCAGGUGCCUACGAUGGUAUGCCCAAGCACACUCUUUCAGCUAUGUCCUAUGCCUUGAGUAAAGCCACUGCUGACACAGCAUGCAAGUUGCAAGGGAAGCUACGUCUAGAAAUGCCGAAGAAGUCCAAGGCGAGCAAGAAUGCUACAGGAGCUUACCGCGUGAAGCUGCGCGUCCCUUUUGAACAGCGCUUGGUGCGAUACGCAUCUGCCGGCUGCAAGGGUCCUGUCAUGGACGGCUUCAGGACCGUGGAGGAGCCUGCAUAUCUCUCCAUCAAGGAGGAGAAUAUUGCACCUUUCACCCUUCCAGUGGAGGCCUUCACUUUUGAACCCGAGCCGGACAUGGUUGUGAGCCAUUUUAAAAACGGCGAUACGGAGCGCAAAAUCUACUGCAACAUAGAGCUCUCAGAGGAGGAGAAAGCAAGCGUCAAAGCUCUGCAGGAAACAGCAAAGGCCCAGGGCCUUGAGUUUUUCCCUUCCAUCGCAAUUAUGGCAGGGCGCUUUUUGAGCAGAGCUCGGGGCGACCCUCACAAGGCCAUCAAGCUCAUGUUGGCCACACAGGAGUGGAAGGCAGAAUACUUCAAGGCCGGGCCGGUUUCCGAUCACCAAGUGAUCGAUGAUCUCAAGUACGGCGUAGUUUACUUUUGUGGCCGAGAUUAUGGCAUGAGGCCCACAAUUGUGUGCCGAGCAAAUCGGAUACCAGACGAGUGGUACAAGGACAAGGCUGCCGGCAUUGAGCGGCUGAUCAGAGUAUUGAUUUUCUCCAUGGAGUACAUGGUCAGAUAUAUGGUUGUGCCUGGCAAAAUCGAGAACAAUUGCCUGGUGGUCGAUCUUAAGGGUCUCGGGAUCUCCGGAGUUCCGAUAUCAGCCUUGUCCAAGAUCUACUCGGUCAUGAGUCAUCACUACAUUGGUCGGGUCUUUAGGUUUUACGUUGUCAACAUGUCCAGCGGCUUGAGCACCAUUGCUGGCUGGGUCAAAGGCCUGCUGACCGAUCGGCAGAAGCAAAAGCUGCAGCUGUUGGACAACCUAGAUGAUUUGAAGAAGGAUUUUGCAAAUCAUCAGCUGGAAGAGGACUUGGGUGGCACGAGACCGCUUAUCAAGACCUUCUUCCCAUUCCCACUUCAGGGUCCACCGUUCGACAAGGGCUCAACUGAAAGUUGUACCGCCAAGCCGCUUGAGGGUACUCACAAGUUGCUGACGACAAUGGGUGCACGGGGUCGAAUAUGGGAUCCCACGAAGACCAAAGAGGAAAAUGCAGCUUUGGAGUAUGCUCCAGAGGCAUACGACUUCUUCGUCCAGAAUGAACUCCCGGUGCCACCCGACUGUCAGAAGCAGCACGAGGCCGCCAAGCAAGCCGAAGAGGAAGCCAAGCGUGCAGCGGCAGAAAGCCCCAGUGGAAUUACAAACUCAGACAUGAAGGCUAGCAACGACGGGGCCAACCCGGAUAUGCUUACAGCCCCCGGAGCGUUGCCGGAUGAGGAGGAGGACGACGACGAAGAGGAGGAGGAGGAGGCUUGCAGCCCAGACUCGCUAGCAGCAGCAGUGAUUUACAUCGGUUCCAGUUUUCGAAGUCCAGAGUGCGACAGAUCAGCAGGACAUCAUCGUCCAGGAUCCAGCAGCUAUCAAGCCUAG
This is a messenger RNA of Symbiodinium sp. CCMP2456, 2763 nucleotides long. The record is from the annotation of a GenBank genome assembly. NCBI's taxonomy places the organism in Eukaryota, Dinophyceae, Suessiales, Symbiodiniaceae.